AUGAAAUCUAGAUUCUCUUCAGAUUCCAUUUUUAUUCAAACAGAUUCCUAGUUUUGGAAUGAUUAGUGGAUUUAAAUGAAAGAAUCAGAUUUUAAAGAGGAUUAUUUUCUGAUCUAUUCUCAUAAUAAAAAAACUUACAAAAACAAGGUGUUCAAAAGACAUGGUCCAAUUAUUAAAAAGGUGAAAAAAAAUGUAAAUUUAUUGUGAUAUAUAAAAGGGAUUAGAAUUAUGGUGUGAUAUUACUAAUGCAAUGAUUGAGACCAUUUAGAUACAACAUGUUGGUUUAGGAUUAAGAAUAACAAAGAAUUCAUAUUGUUUAGAGUUAUUUGGAUAUAUUGAUGGUUGGUUUAAGGAAUUAAAGAAGUUCUGUAUUCAAAAGUAAAUAAAAAACCUAUUUAUUAUCAGUAAUAAAUUAGGUUGCGGGAACUUUGCAGAUGUAUAAUAAGUGAAUUAUAUUUUAAUAGGUUCAUAGAUUAAUAAGGAAAAGUGAUUAAAAAGAAUUUGCUGUAAAAAUUUACGAUAAAAAAUCUCAUAAAUUUGAUUCUGAAUGUAUCAUUAAGGAAUUAGAAAUACUGAGAAAAAUGGAUCAUUCAAAUGUUAUAACAGUUCUAGAAGCAUUUGAAUCAUAGAAAUCUGUAUUCAUUGUUACAGAAUUAUUAAAUAGUGGAAAUUUAGAUCAUAUUCUUUCAAAGACAGUACUUACAGAAGAUGAUGCUAUCAAAGGUAUUUUCAAAAUUAUAGAUGCUUUAACAUAUAUACAUUCUAAAGGUGUGAUACAUCGAGAUAUUAAACCAGAAAAUAUUUUAUUUAGAAAACCUAAUCUAGAAGAGAUGGUCAUAUCUGAUUUUGGAUUAGCUGAAUAUCAUAAUGAUGAAGGUCAAUAUAAAUAUCAUAGAUGUGGAACUGUAGGUAAUAUGGCACCAGAGAUUUUAAAAGAUCAAUCAUAUGAUUAUAAAGCUGAUUGUUAUAGUGCUGGGAUUAUAUUUUAUUAAAUGUUAACAUAAGUGCAAUCUCCAUUUAUUGUAGAAGAUUAUUAAGAAACCAUUCAAAGAAAUGAAUAAGGUUUAAUAGAUUUCUCAGUCGUUAAAUCAUCUUCUGCUGUAGUGAACCUCUUAAAAUAAAUGUUAGAAUUAGAUCCAUAUAAGAGAUGUUCAGUAUAAUAAGCUAGAUCUAAUAUAAUAUUCAAGAAAUUUAAUAGAUAAACUAUUAUUAUUAAAAGAAAAAGAUUUUAUUAGGAUUAGACAACUUCUAGUUAUAGUUCAAGAAGUUCCUCAAUUUAUCAAAGUCCAAUGAAUUAACCUUCUCCUCUCCUUCCUAUAAGUCCUACCUAUAAAUAUAUUGGAUUAUAAAAUCUUUGCUCCAUUCCAUUAAGACUAAGAAGUCAUGAUAGAAAAUUAAUUCCAUCUCCAAAUAAAUGCAAUUCUGGAGCAAACAGUGCUACAUUAUAAUUGAAAUUAAAAAACAAAAACUCAAAUUUUAAAAUCAAUCAGAAAAAUAACAUAACUGGUAUGUACUCUAGUAUAUGCUCAAAUAAAGCUAAUUGA
Molecule: messenger RNA, 1544 nt
Organism: Paramecium pentaurelia
Lineage: Eukaryota; Ciliophora; Oligohymenophorea; Peniculida; Parameciidae
Source: the annotation of a GenBank genome assembly